Messenger RNA from Trypanosoma theileri, 369 nucleotides. RefSeq lists its product as uncharacterized. Bases 1 to 369 code for a protein of 122 amino acids. The transcript has a single exon. NCBI's taxonomy places the organism in Eukaryota, Euglenozoa, Kinetoplastea, Trypanosomatida, Trypanosomatidae. The record is from RefSeq and is a predicted model, not a curated record.
AUGAUAAAGGCAAAUUCCGCUAUGGUGAUGUUAAGGCGUUCCGCUACUGCCAUGCGUGGUGUGAAAAGGAAAUGCAGAAAAGGAAAAAUAAGCACAAAAAGAACACUUUCCCCCAUAAGAACAUCUUGUCCCAUAGGUAUUUUGGUUUGUUGGCACCCCACCGCCCGCCCCACCACAACAAUGUGUGAAGUACGUUUGGCUUCCCUGAAGAGAUGGAAGUGCGUAAGCUGCGCGCCGCGGCAAGGCGGCCCCCAUUGCCAAAGGCGAGCCGCGGUUGGCAUCAGAGGUCCACGGCGCCUACCCCAAGAUGUUGGCAAAAAGAAAAAGUUGAGGAGGGCACGGCACCCCGGGUUCCAGUACCAUCACUGA